UCCCGCGCAUGCUCAGUAACUGUCCUCUCAGCCUGCCUGCGAGCUUCCCCCGCCCCUCAGCUGUUUGAAUAUGCUAAUGAGGUCCUGAGGGCCGGCCAAUAGCACGGCGGGCCUCUGGAUCACAUGACCCGAGUACGUGUCAGGGGUGGAGCCUACGUAGCCCCUGCCCGAGUUAAAACCGGAGUGUGAGAGAGAAAAGCGCUUCAGUAGCGAGAGGGGCUGAGAAAGUGGUGACACCGCUGGGGUGCGGAGGGAGUCCCUGAAACUUCUCCCAACAGCCCCAGGGCCAAUCUCCCCUCAGCCCACUCCCCUCUUCGCCGGGUCCCUGAGCCCCACUCCCUGCACUGGGGGUGGGGUGGGGAACUGGGCCCGUCUCCCGCGGGGACACACACAGGGGCCGGGAGCGGGGACGGGACCCCCAGGCCGGGGGGGAACGGACGGACAGACGGCCGUGCGGCCGCCCCAGCGGGCAGGCAGGCCAGAGGCGGGGGUGCGACCGGGAGGACCUGGGCUUGGGGAGUUUCCUCUCAACUAUCGGGGGAGAAACUCCCUGUGGCCGGUGUUUUCCUCCCGGGGGCCGCGUUCUCCGCCCCGCGUAGCGGCGGUUGCCGCCGCCGCCGCCGGUGCCUCCACCUCUGCCAUCUCUUCACCACCUCGGGCCCCGGUGUCCCCGGCCAGCACUAUGCCCAUCUUACUGUUCCUGAUAGACACGUCUGCCUCUAUGAACCAGCGCAGCCAUCUGGGCACCACCUACCUGGACACGGCCAAAGGCGCGGUAGAGACCUUCAUGAAGCUCCGUGCCCGGGACCCUGCCAGCCGAGGAGACAGGUAUAUGCUGGUCACUUUCGAAGAGCCGCCCUAUGCUAUCAAGGCUGGAUGGAAAGAAAAUCAUGCAACGUUUAUGAAUGAACUGAAAAACCUUCAGGCAGAAGGACUUACGACUCUUGGCCAAUCCCUAAGGACAGCUUUUGAUUUGUUAAAUUUAAAUAGAUUAGUAACUGGCAUAGACAACUAUGGGCAGGGAAGAAACCCUUUUUUCUUGGAGCCAGCAAUAAUAAUUACAAUCACUGAUGGAAGCAAGUUGACUACUACCAGUGGUGUCCAGGAUGAGCUCCAUUUACCUCUUAAUUCUCCUUUGCCUGGAAGUGAAUUGACCAAGGAACCUUUUCGUUGGGAUCAGAGACUAUUUGCUUUAGUCCUGCGGUUGCCUGGUACCAUGUCAGUAGAAUCAGAACAGUUGACCGGUGUACCUUUGGAUGAUUCUGCUAUCACACCAAUGUGUGAAGUGACAGGAGGCCGGUCAUAUUCUGUAUGUUCUCCAAGAAUGCUUAAUCAGUGUCUGGAAUCCUUGGUGCAGAAAGUACAAAGUGGGGUGGUAAUAAACUUCGAAAAGGCAGGACCAGAUCCUUCCCCUGUAGAAGAUGGACAACCGGAUAUAUCAAGACCUUUUGGAUCUCAGCCUUGGCACAGCUGUCACAAACUUAUAUAUGUCAGACCAAAUCCUAAAACUGGGGUUCCAAUAGGCCAUUGGCCUGUUCCAGAGUCUUUUUGGCCAGAUCAGAAUUCUCCAACACUACCACCUCGUACAUCUCAUCCUGUAGUGAAGUUUUCCUGUACAGACUGUGAACCAAUGGUUAUUGAUAAAUUGCCUUUUGACAAGUAUGAGUUGGAACCUUCACCAUUGACUCAGUUUAUUCUGGAAAGGAAAUCUCCUCAAACAUGUUGGCAGGUAUAUGUGAGCAAUAGUGCAAAGUAUAAUGAACUUGGUCAUCCCUUUGGUUACUUGAAAGCUAGUACAGCACUGAACUGUGUCAACUUAUUUGUAAUGCCUUACAAUUACCCAGUCCUCCUUCCUCUUUUAGACGACUUGUUCAAAGUGCACAAAGCAAAACCAACCUUGAAAUGGAGACAGUCAUUUGAAAGUUAUUUGAAGACAAUGCCUCCCUACUAUCUUGGGCCCCUGAAGAAAGCUGUUAGAAUGAUGGGUGCACCUAAUCUGAUAGCAGACAGUAUGGAGUACGGACUCAGUUACAGUGUCAUUUCAUACCUCAAAAAAUUGAGUCAGCAGGCCAAAAUUGAAUCUGAUAGAGUCAUUGGAUCUGUAGGCAAAAAAGUAGUGCAGGAAACUGGAAUUAAAGUCCGAAGCCGGUCACAUGGGUUGUCAAUGGCACAUAGGAAAGGUUUUCAACAAGUGCUGCAGGGAAUUUCGGAGGAUGUCCCCCACAGGCUGCUAGACCUUAAUAUGAAGGAGUACACUGGGUUCCAGGUUGCUUUACUAAAUAAGGAUUUGAAGCCUCAGACCUUUAGAAAUGCUUAUGAUAUACCAAGACGGAAUCUUCUGGAUCAUUUAACAAGAAUGAGAUCUAAUCUUUUAAAGAGCACCCGCAGAUUUCUUAAAGGCCAGGAUGAAGAUCAAGUGCACAGUGUGCCUAUAGCACAAAUGGGGAAUUACCAGGAGUACCUCAAGCAAGUACCUUCUCCACUGAGAGAGCUUGAUCCGGACCAGCCUCGAAGGUUGCAUACAUUUGGCAAUCCGUUUAAACUGGAUAAAAAGGGUAUGAUGAUAGAUGAAGCAGAUGAAUUUGUGGCUGGACCUCAAAAUAAACACAAACGGCCUGGAGAGCCAAGCAUGCAAGGGAUCCCAAAAAGGCGCCGGUGUGCCUCUCCACUCUUGAGAGGCCGGCGGCAGAGCCCUGCUAUGAACAGUCACAUCGGAGGAAAAGGACCACCUGCACCCAUGAAUCAAGCACAGCCAGGUCUUAUUAAACCCCUUCCUCUGCAUAAAGAAGCCACUAAUGAUUCAACAGUAGAUGAUGUGGUUGAAAAUCAUGUUGCAGACCAACUUUCAUCAGAUAUGACACCAAAUGCUAUGGAUACUGAAUUUUUAACAUCUCCAGCCAAUCUUUUGGAACCAUCAACCAAUCAUACAGAGACCCUUGGUCAUGAACAUUUAGGAAACAAUGACCUCGCUGUUGGUGGAUUUUUAGAAAAUCAUGACGAGCCAAGAAAUAAAGAACAAAGUGCUGAAGAGAAUGUACCAGCAUCUUCACUCAACAAAGGAAAGAAAUUGGUGCACUGUAGAAGCCAUGAAGAGGUCAACACUGAACUAAAAGCACAAAUAAUGAAAGAGAUCCGAAAGCCUGGAAGAAAAUAUGAAAGAAUUUUCACCUUACUGAAGCAUGUGCAAGGAAGUUUACAAACAAGGCUAAUAUUUUUACAAAAUGUCAUUAAGGAAGCAUCCAGGUUUAAAAAACGAAUGCUAAUAGAACAGCUGGAGAACUUCUUGGAUGAAAUUCAUCGAAGAGCCAAUCAGAUCAACCAUAUUAAUAGCAAUUAAAAGAAAAUAGAAUGUGGCCACUUAUAUCACUAUCUUCUCCAAAUACAAAGUAAAUACAAGACUGUUGUAAUCUUGUAUUCAUUCUUUGACAUGCAUUGUUGGCUAUUUGAAAUACUUAAAAACAGUCUACAGAUCCUUUCCAUCAUUUUACAGUGACCUUUUUAUUUUGGUUUAUUUUUGUAAUGUGAAAAGUAUCAUUAAGUUGUUUUUUUUUUUUCUUCCUUUUUUCUUCUUUUUUAACAAACUAAAACUACUUUCCAAAUCCUCUGCUUGUCAUUGGCUCUUGCGUGUCAGUUUCCCUCAGGUUAUAUUUUCUUAAACCAACCUUUAAAAUUGUCAGCUCUGUUAAGGUUGAACUUUGCCAAAAAAAAAAAAAAGAAAAAAAGAAAAGAAAAAUUAACAAGUUACUUUGUAAUUUUUGGGGAAAAAAGCACAUACAUUAAAAACUAGGUAAUGUUUUGUAUAUACA
Psammomys obesus (fat sand rat) is the source of this 3806-nucleotide messenger RNA. It is a transcript of the gene Ints6, whose product is annotated as integrator complex subunit 6. The coding region runs from base 683 to 3337 and encodes 884 amino acids. The record is from RefSeq and is a predicted model, not a curated record. Gene Ontology annotation, biological process: snRNA 3'-end processing. The transcript is spliced from 18 exons. Lineage: Eukaryota; Metazoa; Chordata; Mammalia; Rodentia; Muridae. Gene Ontology annotation, cellular component: integrator complex.